UGAUUAGUAGAAGUUAGAAGGUAAAGAUAAGAAGCAUAUUAGGUCUACAGGUAUAUCUUAUUUUCUAAACAGCUCUUAGCUUCUUUUUCGUUUUCACAUUAUAUUUCUGUUGACAUAAUCAAAUCUCCAACAUAUUUAAUAGAAAACCACGCAAUUGACAUUUUCAAAAAGAACCGGAGGAAAAUAUUAUAACGAGAAUUCAGUUUCAGUAUCUGAUAAGAUCCGGUAAAAUAUAUUUUAAAAUCUAUAUGCAGCGCACAAAUAGGUUAAGAGAAACGCCCGUCUAUAUAAUCCAUUCCACAAGUUUCAUUCACACACACUCAACAAUGAAAAGCCUCAUCAUCCUCAUCGUUGCUCAUUUCUGUAUCAUUGUUUCACCGACCACAACGAUGGGAGGUUGGCCAAAACCUUCAGAAGUCUCUAAUGAGGAGAAGCUGGUGAAUACCGGCCAAGCUCAACCCCAUUUAUACGCUGGUAAAUUCAAUUUUGGAGAUUCCAAAGUCUGGAAAUGUACCUAUAAUAACGGAUCUGGAGUGGCCAUUUCUAUUAGUUACCCUUCACCUCCUCAACCCCCGUCACAAAAGCCUCCAACUCCGUCGUCUCCUCCGACUCCUAAGAUGGCUCCGCCACUACCUAAACCCUCACCUCCACGUCCAUCUCCGAAGAAGUCUCCUCCACCUCCUAAACCCUCAUCUCCGCCUCCAACUCCAAAAAAGUCUCCUCCGCCUCCUAAACCAUCGCCUCCGCCUCCAACUCCAAAAAAGUCUCCUCCGCCUCCUAAACCAUCGCCUCCACCGACUCCUAAAAUGUCUCCGCCAUCACCUACACCAUCACCUCCACGUCCAACUCCAAAAAAAUCUCCUCCUAACCCAUCAUCUCUGACUCCAAAUGAGUCUCCUCCACCUGCUAAAACAUCAAUUCUGAUCAUUCACUCUCCACCACCGCCACACGAACCAAUCCCAGCACAAUCCCCUCCAAAAGAACCAACAACGCCAUCAACUCAAUGGCCUCCUUAUCGGAAUUGGAAUCCGUUAGGUCUUUAG
Messenger RNA from Brassica rapa (field mustard), 1043 nucleotides. Its product is annotated as extensin. NCBI's taxonomy places the organism in Eukaryota, Viridiplantae, Streptophyta, Magnoliopsida, Brassicales, Brassicaceae. The record is from RefSeq and is a predicted model, not a curated record.